This is a messenger RNA of Nicotiana tabacum (common tobacco), 894 nucleotides long. NCBI's taxonomy places the organism in Eukaryota, Viridiplantae, Streptophyta, Magnoliopsida, Solanales, Solanaceae. The record is from RefSeq and is a predicted model, not a curated record.
AUGAACAAAGCAGUUGAUAUAUUAUCUAGGCCCCCUGAAGGCUCCUUACUAGCCAUAAUAGCUAGUAAAUUGGAUUGGGUAGAUGCAGUUCGUGAGGCUACCAAGACACACCCUGAAAUGGUUGCCAUCAGACAAGGAAUUGAUUUGCAAUCUGAGAAUUAUGUUGACUCUAUGAAGGACAAUAAUAGAAGUCCCGCUGGCCUCUUACAACCAUUACCCAUUCCAAAUGUGGUUUUUGAAGAAAUCGCAAUGGAUUUCAUUACUUGUCUUCCUAGUUCUAAGGGAAAGGCCACAAUAAUGACAAUGGUGGAUCCUUUGUCCAAAUAUGGCCAUUUCAUUCCUUUGUUGGCCACUUUAACGGCCCAUUCUGUUGCCAUAGCUUUUGCAGCACAUGUUAUUAAGCUACAUGGUCUUACUCCCUUUCAAGUAUUAUAUGGAAGGGAACCUCCUUCUGUAUCUCGCUACAUCUUCGGUACUGCUACAGAUGAUUUGGUUAAGAAAUACAUGCUUAGAAGGGAUGAAGUGUUGACCGUGCUAAAAGAGAAUCUGCAACGAGCCCAAAUUCGUAUGAAAACCUAUGCUGAUGCACACCUGACUGAUCUGCAGUUGGAUGUUGGUGAUUGGGCUUUUGUAAAGCUCAAACCUUACCGGAGGUAUUUUGGUCCUAAUUUAGUGGUUAAAAGAAUUGGUUAUGUGGCCUAUAAACUUGAUCUUCCAGCUGAUGUGCGCAUUCAUCCAGUCUUUCACAUAUCUAUGCUUAAGAAGUGCAUUGGGACUCCAACUGAACAAGUAACUCCAUUAAUUCCAAUGUCAACAGAAGAACAACUACCUCUGAACCUUGAGGACCAGGUUCUCAUUGGGGAGGAAAGUAUUGUGAUGAAUCCAUUGGAUUAA